AUGCCUGUUCGUUUCAGUGGCUUGCACCUUAGCUUCCCGUGGAACUCCUUAUCUGGUCAAAACACUUAUCCCCUCUCACGUCAUCCAAGCAAUAAUGCACAUUUAACAAAUACCCUUUUCUUUACUCGUAUCAGUCCAGUACAAGGAGAAGAACUUGUUAGACCAAAAAAGCUCCUUGCUUUUGAGCCUGAACCUGUUCACAAGAAAGUCCCUGUGCUGGUUCACAAUGGCAAAGCCAUUUCUGAAUCUUUAAUAAUAGUGGAGUACAUUGAUGAGAUUUAUGUCACGGCAAGGAAGAUAUGGAGCGGGAAAGGGGAAGAACAAGAUGAAGCAAAAAAGCAGCUUUUGGAGAUAUUUAGCUACUGGAGGGGGAGCUUGGGGAUAAGUCCUACUUUGGAGGGGAAAGAUUUUGGGUUAGUGGAUAUUACACUGGUUCCAUUCUACAGCAGGUUCUACACAUUAGAGAGAUUUGGGAAUUUCAGCCUUGAAGCAGAGUGCCCCGCCCUGGUGGCUUGGGGUAGGAGGUGCAUGGAAAAGGAAAGUGUUUCAAAAUCUCUUCCAGACCCAGAUAAGGUCUAUCAGUUCAUUUUGGAGCUUAAUGAAAAGUUCGGAAAAAAUAGUAAUUUGCAAAUGCUCCCCUGUUCCCUAAUUCCAAUUGUUGUCUGUGUCAUGCAUAUGAGCUUCAUCUUUCUUUUUGGAGGAUCAGUACAGCAAAUGGCACCAGUAAGUCCUCUUUUAGCUCUAAGCUCUUGUGCAAUGGGUGAUGAAGUGGAAGAGGACUUGUUCAACAAAAAUCCCCUGCUUUUGAAGCACAACCCAGUUUGCCAAAAGGUUCCUGUUCUCAUUCACAAUGGGACAGCCAUAACUGAGUCCCUAAUUAUUGUUCAGUACAUUGAUGAAGUGUGGGAGGGCAAUCAGCCCCCCUUGUUGCCCUCUGAUCCUUGCUUAAGGUCACAAGCAAGGUUUUGGGCUGAUCUUAUUGACAAGAAGAUUUACGACAUAAUGAAGAAGAUAACAAGGACCAAGGGGGAGGAUCAGGAGAGAGCCAAGAAAGAGCUCAUAGAGGUCUUCAAGUUGCUGGAGGGAGAGCUGGGAGAAAAACCCUAUUUUGGGGGCGAGGAGUUCGGUUUCAUAGAUAUUGCACUUGUGCCCUUUUGUAGCAGAUUUUAUGCAGUGGAGACCUUUGGGAAGUUCAGCAUAGAGGCAGAGUGCCCAAAGCUGGUGGCAUGGGCUGAGAGAUGCAAGAAGAAGAAAAGCGUGUCUAGCUGCCUUCCUGACCCAGCAAAGGCUUAUGAGUGGGUUGUGUAUGUCAACAAGAAGUUGGGCAUAGAGUAG
Molecule: messenger RNA, 1335 nt
Organism: Thlaspi arvense
Lineage: Eukaryota; Viridiplantae; Streptophyta; Magnoliopsida; Brassicales; Brassicaceae
Source: the annotation of a GenBank genome assembly